AUGGGUGUUCAAAUACUUCAACAGGCUCAAGGCAUCUCCUUCAUCCAGAACUUCAUCGUCACUUUCAUGCAGCAGCUCGGCUUUCCGGAUCCCCUCCGAACGAACCUCAUGGUGACUGGAUGCAGCUUCGCCGUCCACAUCAUCACUUUCUUAACAUUUGACAAGGUCGGUCGUCGACGUUCCUUGUCUCUUGGAGCCGUUGGACUAGCCAGUACGAUGAUCGGCACGGGAGCAGCGACAGCAACGGGCUCCGCAGGAAACUAUUCCAGUGCGGUUGCCAAUAGCUCAGCGGCGCUCUUAAUAUUGUGGUAUAUGAUUUACGGUUUCACUUGGGGGCCUGGCUGCUGGGUCGUCGCUGGGGAAAUCGGAACUGGUCAGCUUCGAGAAAAGACGCUCUUUCUCGCUUCCAUGGGCAGCUUCGUCACAUCUGUGCCAAUAAACUUUGUCAAUCCCUACGUCCAAGCAAAGCUCGGCGGUGCUGUGACCUUCAUCUACGGAGGAUUAUCGGUCAUUGCAGUGUUGUGGGUCUUUUUCUUCGUUCCCGAGACAAAGAAUCGCUCGCUUGAGGAACUCGAUGAGAUGUUCCAGGCUCGGGUUAAGACUCGGAGCUUCGACAAGUACGUGUCGACUGGCUUGGGCGCGCAGAUCACCAAGGUGGAAGACUUCAGCACUAAGAAAGCCCAGCUGGACCAUACAGAAGAUGCUUGA
Molecule: messenger RNA, 708 nt
Organism: Colletotrichum fioriniae
Lineage: Eukaryota; Fungi; Ascomycota; Sordariomycetes; Glomerellales; Glomerellaceae
Biological process (GO): transmembrane transport; carbohydrate transport
Cellular component (GO): membrane
Molecular function (GO): carbohydrate:proton symporter activity
Source: RefSeq, a predicted model, not a curated record